AUGGAUAUGUCAAAAACAAAACCCAAAAUUGAUGUCGUGUCCGAGAAGGACGGUGAGAAGUCGGUGCCCGCGAAGGGCGGAGAGAUGUCGGUGCCCGUGAAGGGCGGUGAUGUUGUGGAGUUAGGUCGCCGUCGCACUCGUCACAGCUUGUUGAGGGCGGUUGCGGGCGAGACCGACUGCGGGUCUUCGCGGUCGAGCUUGUGCGCAUCCCCAAUUGAUGAAGGCAUGGAGACGGAGCAGUUGCCGUCCACAUCUGGACUACGCUCCUGGCGCAAAAGGCGUCUUAACGAGUCCGAUACGGACUCCACGGUCGAGGAUGAGGGCGAUGUCCAAUCCGUCCGCAAAAGGUCCGGCAGCCCUAGAGUGGGAUCGAGAGCCAGUUCGAUCGCUAGAAAGAAGGAGGAGUGUCGGCAAUUCACAUACCGAUUUUUCGAAGAUGAAGGGACAGCCGCUGGCAAAUCUGGUCUGCCCCCAGUGACGGUCUUAGAUUAUCACGAGAGUGAUUUCUUUUCUUCCGGAGAUGAGGAGUCAGACAAACCGACGGAGCUUGACAGGCCGACGGCAUCUGGCGCCACUGCCACCGCUGCCGCCGGUGACAAGAACAAAGUGGCCGAGGAGGUACUCCAUAGGGCGAAACUUCUCGUCCAUCGGCAAGCGGAUGCUCUUAGCGACGUCGUUAAGAAGGCGGGAAAUCUCAAAGGGACCACCAUAAGGACCCUGAAAGAGGGUUUGGCCGGGAUCACACAGGUUGUGGACACCUUGGAGGGGGAUCUAUUUCCGACGUCGGUCUCUCCACUGGUCUCAAAGAACCUGAGACUUGAGCAGGAAGUCGAGUACCUGCGUCGGCAGUUGGCCGAGGCUCGUGCUGCCAAGCCAGCUGCCAAGCCAGCGGCCCAGGCCGGUAUCUCGGCAGACGGUGUUCCUGUUGUAGGAAGUGAUGCGAGCGCAUUCCGUGCUCAAAUAAUGAGAGAUGUCGGCGGCAUCGUCCGCCAAAUGGUAGGGACAUUUAUGAAAGAGGUGAGAGAAAUGAUCUCCAUUCGCCCCCCUCCAGAGAAGGUGUCGUCCUCGUCUGCGGUCUCCACGCAAACUUUGCCCGAGGCCGGGACAAUGGCGUCAGAUGUGCCCGACACCCCUAGAGUCGGCGACCGGGGUUCUCUUCCCCAGUCAGAAACGGGUCGGGCCAAGAAGAAGAAGGCGAAGAAGACGCCCGUCACACCGGCGCCCUCUGGACAGCCCGAGCCGGUGGCUUCGACCUCCGCUCAAACGUCUGUGCAGCCGACCGCGUCCUCCUGGGCGACGGUCAUAAAAGGAAAACGGGGCAAGACCGUCAGUGUUCCCGAAGGGCAGCCUGUGGCUGCGAACCCUCCGGUGACGAAAGCCGGUUCGGCCCCCUCGAAGAAGGCAAAGAAGACGAGCGCACCCUCGCCUUCUAAACUGAAACCGCCUCGCUCCGCGGCGGUGAUUAUUACGUUGGACCCGGAGGCGGAAAGGGAGGGUGUCGCGUAUGCGAAUGUCCUUGCGGAGGCCAAGAGAAGGAUCGAUCUCCGCGCAUUGGGGAUCGAAGAUAUGCGGUUUCGCACCGCGAUCACCGGCGGUAAGGUCCUAGAGGUCCCAGGUGCUGAUGGCGCGGAGAAGGCCGACGUUCUGGCGUCGAAGCUCCGGGAGUUCAUCCCGGAGAAUAUGGCCAAAAUCUCCAGGCCCGUAAAGUCCGCGGAGAUGCGGAUAUCGGGCCUGGACGACAGUGUUACGUCGGAGGAAGUGGCCGCUGCGGUUGCCCGGGAGGGCGGCUGUCAGGUGGACCAAGUGCGAGUCGGAGAGGUUCGACGUACUAGAUCUGGGGUGGGCACUUGCUGGGUUAAAGCUCCAUUGCAAGCAGUUAAGAAGAUGACGGUCGCCGGCCGAGUUCGUAUAGGCUGGGUUUCGGCGAAAGCAGAGCUCCUGCGGCAGAGGCCGCUUCGGUGCUUCCGCUGCUUGGAGGAAGGACAUGUGCGGGCAUCCUGCAGUCAUGAGCAGGACCGCAGCGGUCUAUGUUACCGCUGCGGAAACGAAGGCCAUAAGGCGGCGAUGUGCGCGGCCGACCCAAAGUGCGCUGUGUGUUCAGCGCAGGGCCGGCCGUCGGACCAUUGGGUGGGGUCCAAGGCCUGCACUCCUCCUAAGAAGCGUAAGAAGCAACCGGUGAAAUUGCCGAACCCAGCAGGCCGGGUGAGUGUGGAGGGAGAGGAGAUGGAAACGGGCAGGUAG
Galleria mellonella (greater wax moth) is the source of this 2241-nucleotide messenger RNA. RefSeq lists its product as uncharacterized. Gene Ontology annotation, molecular function: nucleic acid binding; zinc ion binding. Bases 1 to 2241 code for a protein of 746 amino acids. The transcript is spliced from 2 exons. NCBI's taxonomy places the organism in Eukaryota, Metazoa, Arthropoda, Insecta, Lepidoptera, Pyralidae. The record is from RefSeq and is a predicted model, not a curated record.